Molecule: messenger RNA, 1490 nt
Organism: Zophobas morio
Lineage: Eukaryota; Metazoa; Arthropoda; Insecta; Coleoptera; Tenebrionidae
Product: protein yellow
Exons: 5
Coding region: 73-1296 (407 amino acids)
Cellular component (GO): extracellular region
Source: RefSeq, a predicted model, not a curated record
AAGUUACUUCUCUGUCAGUGAGUGACCAAUUCAGUGAGCGUCUAGCCGUGCCAUUCUCGUAUAGUUUUAGACAUGUGGAAGCUCUUGUUGCUGUUUGUGGCAGUCGGGUCGUGCCGAGCCGCCCUCGAGGAGGUUUUCGCCUGGAAAGAGCUCUCCUUCGCCUGGCCCAGCGACGAAGCCAAAACCAGUGCAAUAAAAUCCGGUCAUUACAUUCCGGAAAAUAAUUUGCCGCUGGGACUCGAAAGGUGGAAGGAUAAAUUGUUCGUUACGGUUCCCAGAUGGAAAGCCGGCGUCGCCGCCUCCCUCAACUACAUCCCCCUGACCGCCGCCGCCAACAAAACCCCCUCCCUCCUCCCGUACCCCGACUGGGACGCCAACCUCCUCCCCACGGGCGACGAUAAACCCAAAGACAACCAAAUCGUGUCGACCUUCCGCAUCAAAGUCGACCCCUGUGACCGCCUCUGGGUGAUGGACACAGGCCUUGCCGACAUCUUCGGGGAGGGCAAACAAGUGACGCCCCAAGCCAUCGUCGUUUUCGAUUUAAAAACCGACAAACUCCUGAGACGCUACAACUUGAAAGAACACGACUACAAGGACGAUUCUUUCUUUGCCAACAUUGUGGUGGAUGUUGACCCGAGCAAGUGCGACGAGGCGUUCGCGUACAUCCCCGACUUGGGGGCUUAUGGCAUGGUGGUGUAUUCCUGGAAGGAGAACGACUCGUGGAGGGUUAAACACAACUACUUCCAUUUUGAUCCGCUGAAGGGCGAUUUUAAUGUCGGAGGGGUUAACUUCCAGUGGACGGAUGGCGUGUUCGGGUUGGCUUUGGGGCCGAGGUUGGAGAAUGGGGACAGGACUUUGUAUUUCCACCCCUUGGCGAGCACGAGGGAGUUUUCGGUGUCCACUAACGUUUUGAAAAACAAAACUAUUGCUACAGAUCCACACAACUACUACUUGUUCAAAAUCGAGGGUAAUCGUGGCGACUUAACUCAAGCUUCGGCGUCAGACUUCGACGAAAAAGCCAAUGUGUUGUUCUUAACGCAGAUCAACAAAGAUGGUGUUGCUUGUUGGAACCCCAAAAAACCGCUCAGUGCGCAGAAUUUGGGUCUGGUGGUUCAAGAUAAAGAGGCUUUGGUGUUCACCAACGACAUUAAGCUCGACGCGGAAAGAAAUUUGUGGAUUCUUUCCGAUAAAUUGCCAGUGUUUUUGUACAGAGAGUUGGAUUCUUCUCAGACGAAUUAUAGGAUUCUUAAGGCACCCGUGGACGAACUUAUCAAAGGAUCAGUUUGCGUAGCUUAAACUAAAAAGCGAUAAAGUCGCGAUUUAAAUCUCUUCAUUUUGAAUACCAAUCCAACUUGCCAUAGAGUAGGCCGCUUAAAGAUCGUUGUACGAGUACAAAAUUUUUAUAUUAUUUAUUGUUACGUGUGAAAGUAGAAGAUCAAGUCGACACAUCUUUGUAAUUUUGAUUCUAAAUAAAAUCGUUUUUAAAAGUG